AUGAGGCCUACAAACCUCUUUGAGUUCCUCGCCCUUGCGGCUUCGAUCGUUCCCGCCGCGAUCGCCAGUUCCUCCCCCGGCCAGUCUUUGCGCACCGGCAGCCCCCGUUCUCGCACGGUUUCUCCCCCAGCGAUUGUUGCCGGGAGCCCUCCCGUCAGCCCUCGUCUCGAGGCCGACAGCCAAGGAGCUCUGACCGCCGCGGAGCUAGAGGAGGUGAAGAGACUUACCCCGGAGCAGUUUGGACAGUGGCUCCGCAAGCACGAGGAUGCCGCCGGCGCGGCUACGCAGCCUCAGCAUGCCCAGCACGGUCUUCCGCCGUCGCCUGGCGCUAGAGGUCACUCCCAGGACCUCUCUCAUCAAAAGGCCGAGGGCUCGGCUGGGUUGAAUCGCGGGGCAAGGCACAACAUUGACUUUGAUGGUUACUUCCGAAAGCGGGAUCUGCAGCCGAAGCUUGCCCCUCGGUCCAGGCCAGGCCGCGACAGCAGCCAGGUCAAGCGGCGCUCCAGCCCCAAGCAAGAGCAAAACGUCCCCGAGGCGAGCCAGGCGUCGAUGCUCGGUAAGCUGCGCGGCAAGGCGGCAACGUGUAUGCAGGUGUGCGGAGCGGCAAUCUCACGCCUGGGCGCAAAGGCCAAGCAGCCGAGAUCGGGCAACGGCAACACCAACCCCACCCCGCCCGGCCCUUGCUGGUGCGCAGAGUGCGUCGACAGCGGCAACAAUGGAUGGCAUAGCCACGAGGGUCGGAAAAAGCUCCAGGCUUCCAGCUUGGAGGAUUUGUUGUCAGAGUGCCGGGCGAUACAGACCGAAGUGGACGAUCUCAGGGCACGCUUGACGGCUCAGCUUGCGGAAGCUCAGGAGCGGGAAAGGCUGCAAAAGGGAACUCAAUCCUCCAAGCAGGUUGGGCCCAGGUAG
Molecule: messenger RNA, 909 nt
Organism: Pyricularia oryzae 70-15
Lineage: Eukaryota; Fungi; Ascomycota; Sordariomycetes; Magnaporthales; Pyriculariaceae
Exons: 1
Coding region: 1-909 (302 amino acids)
Source: RefSeq, a predicted model, not a curated record